AUGCCCACACUGAGGAGCGGCCACAAAGUUGCCAGUUGGUUGAUACCCGUCGAAAAGCGGCGCAUUAGUGUGAAUCCGAUCGCCAGCAGUCUUUACUUCAGGAUCAUAUGCCGCGCUACCGAUCCUUCUCGUGGAAACUCUCUCGAGAUAAAUGGUGCAUGCGAGGCCGUAACACCGAACGGACUUCUUUUUCUAGGUCUGGACAGUCCGAUGGUUGGAAAUUCGAACCCUAAACGGAAGGCUCUUCUCAAGGGACCCCAGUCCCGCAGCUGGACCACUUUUAUAGAGGCCAUCACCGCUGACGGGCGCGCCUUGACUCCAGGCAUGAUAUUUAAAGGCAAAUACCUUCAGACACAGUGGUUUAAGGAGGAGUUUUGGAGAUUUGCGGACUGGCACUACAUUACUUCACCCAAUGGGUGGACGGACGACCAUAUUGAGUGGCCUGAAGAGGUCUAUUUGCCUCAGAUCCGACCUCUCGAUAACUCUGAGGCCAGACUUAUCAUUCUAGACGGCCAUGGGAGUCAUGAAACGCAUGACUGGAUGGCCAUGUGCUUUUGA
Molecule: messenger RNA, 558 nt
Organism: Hirsutella rhossiliensis
Lineage: Eukaryota; Fungi; Ascomycota; Sordariomycetes; Hypocreales; Ophiocordycipitaceae
Product: DDE superfamily endonuclease domain-containing protein
Exons: 2
Coding region: 1-558 (185 amino acids)
Molecular function (GO): nucleic acid binding
Source: RefSeq, a predicted model, not a curated record